Lucilia sericata (common green bottle fly) is the source of this 803-nucleotide messenger RNA. RefSeq lists its product as uncharacterized. The record is from RefSeq and is a predicted model, not a curated record. NCBI's taxonomy places the organism in Eukaryota, Metazoa, Arthropoda, Insecta, Diptera, Calliphoridae. Bases 117 to 803 code for a protein of 228 amino acids. The transcript is spliced from 2 exons.
AUAAACUUUCAGCUUCCAAAUUGGCUAUUAAUACUACGUGGUCUAAAUAUAUUAAUAACCCUAAAAUCUCCAAAAACAAUAAACUAAAAAUAUUUCAAUCUGCUUCUCGGUCCAUAAUGUUUUAUGCCGCCCAAAUCUGGGGCUAUACCAAAUAUGAUAUAGUCGAAAAACUCUUCAGAUUUUUUAUUAAAAAGAUGCUAUAUCUUCCUCGCACAACGCCAAACUACAUGUUACAUCUAGAAACUGGUCUGGACUCUUUAUAUAUUUCGACUCUAAAACUCCAUUUUGCAUAUAUAAAUAAAGUACUAAAUAUGCAUUCACAAAGGUUACCACGUAUCCUUGCACAAGCUGUCAUAUCACAAAAUGUUUUCUGGGCUAACGAGUGGACACUUAUCAGUCGAUCCCUACAAUUUAUACCUGAAAAUAACAAUAACCCUCUUUGUACAUACAGUAAUAUAAUAGUUGAGCUAAUGAAAACAAAAGAACACGAAUAUUCAACUCGUGCUACUUGCCUGCUUAUGAAAGUGAGAUGUGGUUUACUUAAUUUAAAUGGAAGAGCUUACUGUACAAAUAUAGAUACCAGCUGUACUAUGUGUAAUUUAGAUGAAGUGGAGAACACCUACCACUUUAUAGGUGUUUGUCCAAUUUAUAAAGACAUUAGGAAAUACUUCUUUGGGAAAAUUCACCUUUACUUAUACGAAGUUCUAAAUUUACUAAAUGGCUCUAAUUUUUAUUCUCUCUAUAAAUAUACUGAAUCAGCAUUAAGGUAUCGUAUGUUAAUUGCAAAUGAAUUCAAUGCAUAG